UACGAUUCCGGCAGGAACAGUCAUUUCCAGACGUCGGGUUCGCGAUGAUCCAAGCUCCGUAACAGCCGUCGUCGCGACUUUUUGCCAACUAACAAUCGUACGAUUUCGUCUCGUGUUGUGUUUUUUUUUUUGUCUGUAUCGUGAUUAAUCAAUAGUGCAUCUUGACUGCAAAUUAAGGUGCCAGGUGCCCGGUGAAGAUUUGGUCAUCAAAAAAACGACUUUGGCCAAUUUAAUAAUCGAUUGUGCAGCAGACGUCGUUUGGAGGUGGACCUAGUGGGAUUUUUUAGAGGAAUUCUUGUGCAGCACCACACAAUGGCGGAAUCGAGUUCGGAAGGUGGCACUCCGACCAAAGCCAAAGCGGAAGAACGGAUGCGAAACUAUCUGGACCACUUCAAGAACCUGCUGGAUCCGGCCCAGCGCCACCUGACGGACAUGACCAAACCGUACAACCGGGCGUUUCCCUUCCCGAAGGACGUACACGUGAAUCCGGCCGAUCUGAAGAAGCUCGUCCUCAACAGCGAGCGGAUACGGAACGUGCUGGAAAAGGAAUCGGGAGGUGAUCCGCGGAAGAAGGCGGAACUCGUUCGUACCGUGAAAGCGAUACUGGACGAGAUUGGGCUGGAUGAAAGUCUGGCGGUGAUCCGGGUGCUCGGAACGAUCCUGAACUACAUCAUCCGGCGGAUUCUGAGCGGGAUGUACGUCAACGAGACGAAGCUGGAACAGCUCAAGUCCCAGUUCGGCGACCGGACGGUGCUGUACCUGCCCAGUCACCGCUCGUACGGCGACUUUAUUCUGAUGUCGUACGUGUCGUUCUGUUACAACAUCGCCAUUCCGGGCAUCGCCGCCGGCAUGGACUUUCACUCGAUGGCGUUCAUGGGCAGCAUUUUGCGGCAAACGGGUGCGUUCUACAUGCGGCGGACGUUCGGGAAUGACCAGCUGUACUGGGCGGUGUUCAAGGAGUACAUGAGGCAGCUGGUGCGGGCGUAUGACAACGGGGUGGAGUUCUUUAUUGAGGGAACGCGGAGUAGGAGCAAUAAGGCGUUGACGCCGAAGAUUGGGCUGCUGUCGAUGGCGCUGGAGCCGCUGUUUAUGGGGGAGGUUCCGGACGUGUUGGUUGUGCCGGUGAGCGUGUCGUACGAUCGGCCGCUGGAGGAGCAACUGUUUGUGUACGAGCUGUUGGGAGUUCCGAAGCCGAAGGAGUCGACGAAGGGGUUGCUGAAGGCGAUGAGCAUCUUGAAGGAGAAUUACGGUUCGAUCUACUUUGAGUUUGGCGAUCCGAUUUCGGUGCGGGAGUACUUUGGGGACGAGCUGAACCGGUUCCAGCACUCGAUGAGUCCGGCCCACGUGCAGUCGCUGACCAAGUCGGACCUGACGUUGUUGCAUAAUCUCGCCUUUGACGUGGUCCAUCUGCAGCAGGAGAAGAUCGUGCUGACCACGUUCCAUCUGAUAUCGGUGUACUACAACUACCGGAAGUACCUCGGCCAAUCGGUAAACCUCCCAGAACUGAUCGAAGGUCUUCGAGUGCUGGUGGACAUCUUACAGCACCUCGGCGCAGUCACCACAAUCCAGAAAACCGGCCAUCACGAAGCGGACCGCAACCUCAUCCGGACAAGCAUCGAAGAAGCGCUCAAAACCCACGCAAACAUCCUCCAGCUCAACUCGGACGCCGUCCUCGUAAUCGCCAAAUCGCACCACGACUUCUCCCAAGUCGACAAGCGGAAACUCAAAGGUCACAACCUGUCCGACGUCGUAAUGCGCCUCUCCGUGCCAAUCUUCACCCUCCAGCUGUACUGCAAUCCGUGUCUUCACUGGCUCGCCCAACCCGCCCUCGUCCUACUCGCCGCCAAGAACCUCUCCAACAGUUCCUCCGACAUCAACGUACACACCCUCCGGCAAACUGUGAUCGAGUUGCGCAACCUAUUCGCCACCGAGUUUGUCUUCCACGGGCGGCGUGAGGAGCGCGAGUUUGGACAAUCGCUGGAUCAUUUGGUGCACUUUGGCGUGAUGGAGCGGGGGACGGUGGUGGAAGAUGGGCCGGCGGUUGUGCGGAUUGUUCAGGACAAGGCGGACCAGCAGCAACAACGGCAGCAGGUGUACCUUAGUGCGGUGGGGCCGUUCCUGUGCUGUUAUCUGCAGGUCGCUGUUGUGCUGAUGGAACAUUUCUCCCACGGCCCCUUCAAGGAAAAGGACUACCUGGCCAAGGUCCAAGAAUUCGUCGAACAACUCCUGCUGCGCCACGAACCGCACGUCCACCCGUACUGCCUCUCGCUGGACAGCAUCAACCUGGCCCUUUACUCGCUGGUCGCGCUCGGCGUCAUCGCCAAGACGAAGCUCGCCGACCUGACGACAUCCUUCACGGUGGACACGGCCCGGCUGAGGCCCCUCGUGGCCACCCUCCGAACCUACUGCGACCUGCUUCCGUUCGAGUAUCUGACCUUCCAGGGUGCGGUCGUGCAGGUCAUGGAGUCCAAGUUGUAGGAUUCGGCGCUGGCCGGAGGAGUCCGACCCGUGCGGGAUUUCCUCCAGCUAGUUCGGCUGGUGCUGGCCAUCGUACUGCGGCUGGUCCACGGCAUGUUGCGCCUGCUGCGGACCGUCGGAAUGCGAACGCUCGGCCAGGCGGCGGCCGCGGCCAUUCGGUGGAGAUAAGUGAGACGAGAGAGAGAGAGAGAGAGAGUUACCGCGCUUUCGAGAAACAAUCAUUUUUUUUUUGUUUUUGUAAAUAGUUUUCCUCGUUGUGUCGUCUUGAUCGUUUGUUUAAGUGUGCAUUCCAUUCCACAACCCUUCUUUCCCAGAGUUUAGCAUAAAAAUUUAAUACGCAAUCAAAUAAAAUUGAAGGCCAAAAUGUCAGACAGUCAAAAAGAAAGGAACGUGAAUUAGUGACUAAUCGUGAAUGUAAAAUAUAAUAAAAUUCGUGUUACAAGUAUAACAAUUAACUGUACUAUUUAGUGAUUAAGGUGGGCAGCGUGCAGAUUAGAUUAAAAAGAGGGAGAAGAAGGAGUGUUUGAGGAGUUUUGGUGGUGUGGUGGUGUAGAUUAAAUAGCCCGAAAAAUGUGAACUAUAAAACAAAUAUUACCAGUGAUUCUCAAGAUUUGCACUACUGUAAACAGCCAGUAAAGCAUUACAGCAUAACAACAAUAAACCUGUUUUCUACGCGAUAAA
Messenger RNA from Culex quinquefasciatus (southern house mosquito), 3159 nucleotides. RefSeq names its product dihydroxyacetone phosphate acyltransferase (gene Dhap-at). Gene Ontology annotation, cellular component: mitochondrial membrane; peroxisomal membrane. Bases 313 to 2478 code for a protein of 721 amino acids. The record is from RefSeq and is a predicted model, not a curated record. Gene Ontology annotation, molecular function: glycerone-phosphate O-acyltransferase activity. Gene Ontology annotation, biological process: ether lipid biosynthetic process. NCBI's taxonomy places the organism in Eukaryota, Metazoa, Arthropoda, Insecta, Diptera, Culicidae. The transcript has 5 exons.